This is a messenger RNA of Aspergillus homomorphus CBS 101889, 516 nucleotides long. RefSeq lists its product as uncharacterized. Bases 117 to 434 code for a protein of 105 amino acids. The record is from RefSeq and is a predicted model, not a curated record. The transcript has a single exon. NCBI's taxonomy places the organism in Eukaryota, Fungi, Ascomycota, Eurotiomycetes, Eurotiales, Aspergillaceae.
GUUCAGGUACUGUACCUGGUGUCUUGAAACCCCCAGCUACUGAAGCCAGGUACCAAUCAUUUGGCGAUGGAUGUGAUGAGACGUUUGUGAAGAGCAACAGCGAGAGGAACGAACCUAUGGCACCUGCUUGUCAGCCUGCCUGCCGCGAGUUUCGGGCUGCCACCACCUGGGAUGGAUGGUUGAAGCGUAUCUCAGGAGGGGGUCGUGGGAGCGUAAUCGAUAGGCUAUCGAUAACCGGUUUGGAAGGGAGCCCCACUCUGAUCCACUGUCUGGGUUCUGAACUGCUUCUGAUACCGACCACCCGGCACGCCUCUUCAAUCCUUCCUGGCUUCAUCACUUGCACACUGGCUUACGGAGUCGGCUUGACGGCUUUGACCAGGCCAAAGAAGGCAACGAGGGCUACCAUGUCAAUUGCAGUUGAGAGGGUGGAAUGACCGAUAAUAGAGAACCCGCCAUCACCCGUCGCGAUGUGGGACUCUGUCUCGCUCUCUUCCGUUGUGCACAUUAGGUUAGCUU